Dufourea novaeangliae is the source of this 2538-nucleotide messenger RNA. RefSeq names its product piwi-like protein 1 (gene AGO3). NCBI's taxonomy places the organism in Eukaryota, Metazoa, Arthropoda, Insecta, Hymenoptera, Halictidae. The transcript is spliced from 11 exons. The coding region runs from base 479 to 2506 and encodes 675 amino acids. Gene Ontology annotation, molecular function: protein binding; piRNA binding. Gene Ontology annotation, biological process: regulatory ncRNA-mediated gene silencing. The record is from RefSeq and is a predicted model, not a curated record. Gene Ontology annotation, cellular component: P granule.
GAAACCUGAACCACCCAGUCCUACACCAGCACCAACCCUUGGUCUAGGUAGAGGGUCUAUACUUAGUCGAAUUAAACCUCCCAGUUCAGUUGUACAGCCUAUUGAACAGCCAAGUAUUCUUGGACCAUCUGGCGAUGCUGCGGGAGUAUUAGGUAAACUGUCAGAUCUUACAAUAGAAGAUACUGUCAGUUCAACUGAUAUAUACUACCAAAAACCUAAAUCAACUCUUCGACAGGGCACUGAAGGAAAACCGGUACAAUUGAGUGCCAACUAUAUCAAUCUGAAAUUGGAAGCUGGAAAAGGAUUAUUCAAUUAUGAAGUAAAAUUUAAUCCUGACAUAGAUUCUAGACCACUUCGUAGAAAACUUCUUAAUCAACAUUUACAAGCACUUGGACGAACAAAAGUAUUUGAUGGAGUUAUACUCUAUUUGCCACAAAAAUUAAAGGAAGAUUCAACAAUUUUUGAAUCUACACAUCCUAUGGACGGCUCAACAGUAACAUUGACACUAAUAUUUAAGAAACAGCAAAGCAUGUCUGAAAACAUUCCAUUUUUCAAUGUUCUACUUGGCCGUGUUAUGCGAGCCCUUAGCUUAGUUCGCAUUGGUCAACAUAGUUUUAACCCAAAAGGAAUACAUGCAGUACCACAACAUAAAUUAGAAGUAUGGCCUGGUUAUGUGACUACCAUUAAUGAAUACGUAGGAGGUUUAAAGUUGUGUAUAGACGCAAAACAUCGUGUUAUGCGUACAGAAACAGUACGUGAUAUGAUGGUUAAUUUAGGGAGCAAGCCGAAUAUGAGAGAUCUGAUUAUGAAGGAAUUAAUUGGAUUAUCUGUAUUUACCAGAUAUAAUAACAAAAGUUAUUGUAUCGACGAUAUUGAUUGGGAUAAAAACCCAACAUAUGUUUUUGAGAAAGGAGAUGCAAAAAUAUCUUUACUAGAUUACUAUAAACAACAUUGGAACUUACAAAUAAAAGAUACUCAGCAGCCACUUUUAGUUAAUUGUGCAAAAACUAAAUCAUCGACUGGUGCGCCUCAAGAACAACUGAUACUCUUAAUUCCCGAGUUAUGUUUUGUAGCAAAUUUAACUGAUAGUAUUCGUUCAGACUUCAGAAUAAUGAAGGAUCUGGAUGCAUUGACAAAAAUGUCACCCAAUGCUCGUCGUGAUGUAUUUAGGCAUUUUGUACAGGAAGUACGAAAUAAUGAUAUUCCACGACAAAUAUUAAGUGAAUGGGGUUUACAGCUGGAAUCAGAUUUAGUUGCCUUUACAGGAAGAGUUUUAGAACCUGAAGAAAUAACUUUUGGUCAGAACAAAAAAUUUAGACCGCCACCUCAUAAACCGGCAGACUGGGGUUCUGCAGUUUGUAGAAACCAUAUGUUACGCACACCACAUUUAAAUCACUGGUGUGUCUUAUAUUGUCAAAGAGACACGAGAUGCACCGAAGAAUUUGUUGGUAUGCUUAAAAGUGUUUCAAAAGCAAUGGGUAUGAAUGUUAGGGAACCACGGAUAAUUUGUUUACGAGAUGAUAGGACUGAAACAUAUAUUCAAGAAUUACGUAGAAACAUUCAGCAGAACAUUAAUCUAAUGGUUAUUGUAUUUCCUACAAAUCGAACUGACAGAUAUUCUGCAGUAAAGAGAGUAUGCUGCGUAGAAAUGCCUGUACCCUCUCAAGCAAUUAUGUCGAGAACUAUAUCUCGUGGUGAUAAGCUAAAAAGUAUAACAGAAAAGAUUGCCUUGCAAAUUAAUUGCAAAUUAGGUGGAGCCCUUUGGGCACUGGCUAUACCAAUGGAUAAUUGCAUGAUAUGUGGUAUAGAUGUAUACCAUGGAGGUAUUGGUCAAUCUACAAAUCGAAGUGUCGCAGGUUUUGUUGCAAGCCUUGACAAACUACUAACAACUUGGCACAGUAAAAUUUGUCUACAAGGUCGUCACCAAGAACUAGUAGAUAUGCUCCAAAUCUGCAUGAUUUCAGCAUUAAAAGCUUAUUACAAGCAUAAUAAACGUUACCCGGACCGCAUUAUUGUUUAUCGAGAUGGUGUUGGCGAUGGUCAAAUUGAAACUGUUGCUAAAUACGAAGUGAAACAAUUAUUAGCAACAUUUAAAAAUAUAGAACCAAGCUAUCAGCCAACGUUAACUAUUAUAAUAGUUCAGAAACGUAUUAACACACGAUUAUUUGCAAAAUGUUCCAUGGGCUUGGAGAAUCCAUUACCAGGAACAGUUGUGGAUACAUGCAUAACCCGAGCUUCUCUCUACGAUUUCUUUUUGGUCUCACAGAAUGUAAGAAUGGGUACAGUGUCACCGACUCAUUAUAUUGUUGUUUAUGACAGCAAAAAUAUGAAGGUAGAACAUAUACAACGAUUAACGUACAAGCUUUGUCACUUGUACUAUAAUUGGCCUGGUACUGUAAAAGUUCCUGCUCCUUGUCAGUACGCUCACAAACUUGUUUCCCUUGUUGGACAAAACAUACAGUUGGAACCUCAUCAGUCGCUUGCCGAUACAUUGUUCUACUUAUAAGUUAUUUUUUAAGACAGUUCAAAACAAAUUUA